Anoplophora glabripennis (Asian longhorned beetle) is the source of this 962-nucleotide messenger RNA. RefSeq lists its product as uncharacterized. The transcript has 2 exons. The coding region runs from base 152 to 556 and encodes 134 amino acids. The record is from RefSeq and is a predicted model, not a curated record. NCBI's taxonomy places the organism in Eukaryota, Metazoa, Arthropoda, Insecta, Coleoptera, Cerambycidae.
UCUGCCGAGUGCGAAAUGAAGCGAAUCCAUCUAAAUAGUUAAUGACGAUCAUCCAGAAAAACCACAGGGAGACGUACCCACCAUAAAACAGACACACCUACCACUUUUGAUAACGCAGAACAAAAGUUUGUGAUGCUAACACAAGUCAACCAUGAAGACCAUAGUUUGCGGCGGUUGUGAGAAUGUUAUAAGGCCUCGGAGGCUGAGGCUUUUCUGUAACGGGUUGUGCGGCCGAUUCUUCCACAUACCCUGCACCGACGUGCCCCUGGAGCUUUACCAUUCCGUCUGCAAGUACCCCUCGUUCGCGUGGAGAUGCAACGAUUGCAGAGCGAAGCUUCAGUUCUGGAACCCGCGCUACCUCAACGACUAUUUCGUGGAGAAGAUCAAGAACGUCGUGGGGGAGAUGGAGGAGAGAUUCAGACGUUUCAAGGAGGAGCUGAUAUAUAACUCCGUAGGAAAGUACAAGGAGGUGAUGAGUAGGAAAUUAGCGUACGAAGCCAUGGAGAAGAUGAAGGAGACUCGGCUGAGGCAGCAGGAAAAUUCGACAGAAUUUUAGGUUGGCUUUUGCUUCAAACAAGAACACCUGAAUAACUAUAUCGGGUGAUAUAGGCAGUCCAUUACAGUAAGAUCAUUUUUGUUGUUCUAGUUAAUGUACUACGUCGAUUGCCCACAAAAUUUUGUCUUAGUAACGUUACUGUUUCUUCAUUGACUAUUUGACACCACUUUGAAUUGCGCUAAUCAGUGACCUAGCCGUAGAAUCAUGCAAUAGUGUUUAAUUUCGUAAUGACGUAAGAAUAAAAGCCUACUAGAAAUGGAUCAUACAGAUUAUAAUUGUAUGUAUUUAACUUUUGAAAUAGUACGUCUUAUAAGAACUCCUAACCAUAGAUAUCUGUAUUUUCCUCUUGCUGAUAUUUCGAACAUCACCCGAUCUCAUCUCUGCAAUAAAGUACCACUUGAAUUAC